This is a messenger RNA of Ruditapes philippinarum (Manila clam), 535 nucleotides long. Its product is annotated as perlucin-like protein. Lineage: Eukaryota; Metazoa; Mollusca; Bivalvia; Venerida; Veneridae. The transcript has 5 exons. The record is from RefSeq and is a predicted model, not a curated record. The coding region runs from base 67 to 474 and encodes 135 amino acids.
UAUUUCUUGUUGAUUUUAUGUUCUUUAUCCUGGUGCUUACAUGCAUCUACUUGUCCAAGCGGAUGGAUGCGGCAUGAUAAUUCCUGUUAUCACUUUAGUCACGACCAGGAGGAUUGGCCAAACGCUAUGACAAUGUGUCACAUUUUAGGUGGUGAACUAGUACAGAUUGAAUCAUCUGCAGAACAAGCUUUUGUUGCAUCAAUGGCAAUGAGGUUUGAUAAAAAUUACUGGAUAGCUCUCAGUGAUAUACAAGAAGAAGGGGUCUGGGUAUGGAUGGAGACGAAGACUCCCAUGUCACAAACUGGAUAUUCAAACUGGCAUCCGGAUCAGCCCAAUAAUUAUGCUCAUAAUCAAAACUGUGUUACAUUGAAUGGGCAUAAGGAAAAUGGUCUUUGGAACGAUUGGCAUUGUAGCGAUCCUGCUGUGCUUUACAUAUGCGAAAAACCUGAUAACUUUCAAGAAAUAGUAGGCUAAAUCUGGCGUCAAUUGAAUACAUGAACUGUCAAACAUGUGGAAUAAAAAAACACCUUGAAUA